AUGUUUGCUGUUGUUGCAGCCCCAAGACCUGCCCUGGUAAUCGUACCUGGCAACUUCAGCUUACCUCGCUUCUGGAGCGCCAUCCAGCGGUCGGUUGAAGACAAGGGCUAUUCCGUCGAAGUUGUUCCUCUCCAGUCUUCUCGUGAAGAAAAAAUUGAUCCUGCGCCAGGUUUGGCCGAUGACGUAAAAGUGGCCCAGUCAGUUCUGAACAAGCACAUUGACCAAGGAAAAGAUGUUGUCAUGCUUAUGCAUUCAUAUGGCGGGAUGGUCGGGACUGAAGCAACUCGCGGCUUGAGUCGCAAAGAGCGAGAAAAGGCUGGUCUUAGAGGUGGGAUAACUCGCCUGAUCUUCCUGGCAGCGAUCUUUGCACCUCCUGGCAAAAGUACUCGGGGGUUAUACGAAGCCAACCCAGGGCGCUAUCCCCGCCGCGAGGGCGACUACCUUGUAUGCGAUGAAGAAACAGCCAUGUGCUUCUAUAGCGAUCUCACAAAGGAGGAAGGCUUGCCACUAGCUCAGGAUGCUUCCAAGAUUUAUCAGGCAGUUAGGGUCUUCGGUGAUGAGCAGACAUAUGAUGGCUUCCACGAAUUCAUUUCAUCUAGCUAUAUCGUUACUAAGAAGGAUGUGCUCGUUCCCGAACCAGCGCAGAGGCAGUUCAUCUCGCGACUGGAAGAGAACGGAGGCCGACCUGUCCCUGUUUUUGAGCUUGAUACGGCUCACUCGCCUCAUCAAACGGAUCCCCAGCUACUGAUGAGGACUUUGGGCAAGAUAUUAGAGAAGGAGCAUGGGACAGAGUGA
Fusarium fujikuroi IMI 58289 is the source of this 795-nucleotide messenger RNA. RefSeq lists its product as uncharacterized. The coding region runs from base 1 to 795 and encodes 264 amino acids. The record is from RefSeq and is a predicted model, not a curated record. The transcript has 2 exons. NCBI's taxonomy places the organism in Eukaryota, Fungi, Ascomycota, Sordariomycetes, Hypocreales, Nectriaceae.